GUUUUUUUGGCCAAGCUGAUGGGGCAACGCCCGAUGCCGAUCCAGAUCCAGCGCUACACGCAACUGGUUUUCGGGCUCGAACGCACGGGCGAGGCCAAGCGGGAGGUGCUGGGCGGGAUCCUGGCCAAUAUUCAGGAGCUUCAGUACCAGCGCGAG
Molecule: messenger RNA, 156 nt
Organism: Prorocentrum cordatum
Lineage: Eukaryota; Dinophyceae; Prorocentrales; Prorocentraceae
Source: the annotation of a GenBank genome assembly